GUUGAUUUUUAUGGAGGGGGGGUCUGGAAUAGAUUUAUGUUCAGACUGAGAGGCUGUCAGCUACCUGUCAAACGUGUAGCAUUAAUUCAGCGUCAGUGGAGUUUAGAGAGGUAAGCCUUUCACCUCUGUAGGACUACACACGGGAAAAACAGAUGGAAACAAACCAGACAGAAGUACAAAGGUGGACUGACACAAUGGAGACACCAACCCCAUCCAAGAUAUCCAAGGCCAACACCACCUUCUCUCUGGCCUUGUUGAAAAAGCUGAGUGACGACGACAAGACCGCAAAUAUCUUUUACUCCCCUUUCAGCAUCUCUUCAGCCCUGGCUAUGGUGAUGCUGGGGACCAAGGGCAGCACAGCCACGCAGAUGUCAAAGGUCCUCGCUUUUACUGACGCAGAGCAACCACUGUCGACGGUACCACUGCCGACGGUACCACAGCUGACGCAGACGCAAACGCAGUCGCCGAUGCAUUCGCAGAUGACGACGCGGAUGCAGAUACAGACGCAGAUACACCAGUCCAGCAGACUGCCACAGUAUCUGCUCAAGUGCCUGAGUGCCAAGAAUGGCCAAGAUGAUGUCCACGCAAGCUUUGCCGAACUGCUGAGUGAGCUGAACAAGGAGGACGUUCCGUACGCCCUCAGCCUUGCCAACAGGCUGUACGGGGAGCAGUCCUACCAGUUUGUUGAGGAAUUCUUAGCAGAAACCAGAACGCACUACAACGCCGAGCUGGAGUCUGUGGACUUCAAAGCCGGCGCAGAGGCGGCCAGGGUCAACAUCAACAGCUGGGUGGAGAAGCAGACGCAACAUAAAAUCAAGGACUUGCUGGUCCAGGAUGUUGUGGACAGCGCGACCAGGCUGGUGCUGGUCAACGCCAUCUACUUCAAAGGCAACUGGAACAAACAGUUCCAGGAGGAUUCUACUAUUGAUGCUCCGUUUAGAAUGAACAAGAAUGACUCUAAAUCGGUGAAGAUGAUGCGCCAGAAAAGUGAAUUCCCUCACACCACCAUUUCUGAGGCCAACUGCCAGGUCCUAGAGAUGUCCUAUGAAGGCAAGGACCUCAGCAUGCUCAUCUUCCUGCCCAAUGAGAUAGAGGACGACACAACGGGCUUGGAGAAGCUGGAGAAGGAGCUGACCUAUGAGAAAUUUGUGGAUUGGACUCGCUCAGACAAGAUGGAUCUAACGGAGGUUGAGGUGAGGCUGCCUCGAUUCAAGAUGGAGGAGACGUAUGACUUGAAUGACGUCCUAAUCAGCAUGGGCAUGACGGAUGCUUUUGAUGUCCAAAUGAGUGACUUUUCUGGCAUGUCCUUGACUACCGACCUGGUACUGUCCAAAGUCGUCCACAAGGCUUUUGUGGAGAUCAACGAGGAGGGAACUGAGGCUGCUGCUGCAACUGCUGCCGUGGUAACAGAACGCGCAUUAUUGAUUCCUGUCACGUUCAACGCAGACCACCCCUUCCUCUUCUUCAUCCGACACAACCCCACCAAGAGCAUUCUCUUUGCCGGCCGAUACUGCUCCCCCAACUGAGCACUACUGUAUGUCCUGCAGUCCUACGAUGGGCCCCUGGGCUCAGACAUGUAAAGGGCCCUCACCCCUCCAACAUCCGAGCAAGAGCCCCUCAUUCUAUCUUUUAGGUGAUUUGUGUGUCUCGUUGUGGCCGUUUUGCACGUCUCUGGUAGUUUUGCAUGUCUUUGUGCUCUUUUUGUCUCUCUUUUUGGUUGUUUUGUGUCUUGUUUUGGUUAUUUUGUGACUUGCUGUAACUUCAAACAUAGGCUCUGACCCAGAAGGCCCAUUCAGUAAUUCUGAUUCAGCCAGGGAUGGGAUAUAUCUAUUGUAGCUACUAUAUAGGUUUUGCUGGAAGAAAAUUAAGAAUGACUGCUCUAGACUUUGUGGGAAUUCUCAUCUGUGUUCCUGUCUUAUGUUUUCAAGAUCGAGAUUUCUCAAGAAAGUCUUUGAAAGGAAACUAUGGUGCUUAUAUUUUUCUUGCAUGCAUUUUACUCAGUGAUUCUGUCUUCUGUUUGUCGUCCUGCCCACAUUCUCCUUCUCUGUGAUCCAUGUCCGACACCCUCUGCACCCUCACAUUCUAUUCAUUCUCUCGUCCAUUCAUCUCUCAAAAAUGGAAAGAGUUACAACCGUUUCCCACAGUCUGUUCUUUGUGGAUGUUUAUGUGCUAAAUCCCAAAUCUAAUGAUUGCUGGCCAUAAAUAUACAUAAAUGUAUAUGAAUAGUAUUGUCCUGUAAUUGAGCAUGGAAAAAUAUUGUAUUAUUUCCCAUCUGAAUGUCUUAAAAUUCAAGCAACCUCCUCUUUAUCUAAAGAUUAUUUGUAAAGCUGUCAUCUGUAAACCAAACAGUAUAAUAUUAUAUGCACAUUGCCGUCUUCUGAGACUAUGUUAUGUUUAAACAUUGAAUUAUAAUACCUACUUUAUUUUCACCACUCAAAGUGCAAUGUAAUGAUCUGUAAUUUACCAUAUUCAUAUACUGAACAUGGAGUAAAGACAGAAGUGUUUACAUAUGAAGAAAGGAGAAGAAUCGGAGCAAAGAGUGUAAUAUGGAUCAUAUUGUUGUUUCAUCUUUUAAAUCCUUGCUUUACGAUACAGAAUUGACUUUAAAUAAGCAGUUAGAUCUUAUACAAUCCCUACUAAACUCAGUAAGACACAGUAAGUGAACUGUUUUUUUUGUUUUGCAUAAAUAAAUGUUGUUGGCUCAUUUGCCAAAGCCUUUUGGGAAGCUUUAUAGUGAAUAAAAAAACAGUUGAUUUACAGCUUAA
This is a messenger RNA of Cottoperca gobio, 2765 nucleotides long. RefSeq names its product leukocyte elastase inhibitor-like. NCBI's taxonomy places the organism in Eukaryota, Metazoa, Chordata, Actinopteri, Perciformes, Bovichtidae. The coding region runs from base 153 to 1526 and encodes 457 amino acids. The record is from RefSeq and is a predicted model, not a curated record. Gene Ontology annotation, molecular function: serine-type endopeptidase inhibitor activity. Gene Ontology annotation, biological process: negative regulation of endopeptidase activity. The transcript has 10 exons.